AUGGCUUCCUGUCUCAUCUUCUCGCCCACAGCCUGAAGGAAUAAAAGAGAUGCGAACGUCGCUCCCUUCCAAUGGCGGACACCUGGGCGUAGUUUGCAGACAUGUCAGUUGUUGACCAUACGACAUUACCCUUUUCUCGCGUAUUGUCCUCCAUCGACUGAGAAAACCGAAAAUGAUGCAUCACGUGACCUGUGGCGGCAGCAGCGACUACUGUAUGAGUGGCCCUGCAGAGGACUCUCACCCUGCAAGCUGUUUUGAUCUAUACAGCCUCCAAUCGAACAAGUUCUACCCAACAACGUCUGGGUUGCACCUGUCACUCGCAGGCUUGGCCCCUUUGCCACAGAGCAUGCACAAGGGGAUGAUGAUGCCAGGUCAGUUCCACGAUACCCAGAAUCCCUUUCAUCUUCAGUCGCUGAGAACCAAUACGGAGGCGGCUGCAGGCGCCAAGAAAAACACAGCUAAAGUGAAGUCGGGGAAGAGAGGCAGACCAUUGGGGACCACGAAGUUAGCAGGCUACCGCACCAGUACUGGACGUCCACCCGGGACCACAAGAGCCGCCGGUUUUAAAACCAGCCCCGGCAGGCCUGUGGGUACAACCAGAGCUGCGGGGUAUAAGGUGAGUCCUGGCCGGCCCCCGGGUAGUGUCAAGAGCCCAGCUCGGCUCAAGGUGCAGGAACUUGGGGGCGAUGCUACCAAGAAACUAGACUUCAGCAUCUGCACCAGUCCCAACAAACUGGAAUUCACCGGCUGCGACGUUCCGCUGCUUGACUAUUCCAUGCUGGAGAAGAGAGACUUGUGUGGGCCUCUUGUUAAAGCGGACGACGCCAACUAGCCGACCGCUGAAGAGUCCUGACCGUAUUGUCACUGUGCAUUGGAGGUGGGCGAUACCACAGUCAUCGGCAUCGAUAUAAUACCAGACAAUAUCGCCGAUACUUUUUACUCGGACGUUUUUCAAGAUCAUCGAAUGAUUUUGUGAUGUUUACCUUUCCUUUGUCGAUCAUGAUUACAGCAAGAAUAAUUUAGGCAAACACGCAAAUACAGGUAAAAGCCAG
Nerophis lumbriciformis (worm pipefish) is the source of this 1052-nucleotide messenger RNA. RefSeq lists its product as uncharacterized. NCBI's taxonomy places the organism in Eukaryota, Metazoa, Chordata, Actinopteri, Syngnathiformes, Syngnathidae. The record is from RefSeq and is a predicted model, not a curated record.